AUGCCACCAUCCAUGUUCGUCCUUGCGGUUCUACGUAGACGUGAAAUUUUGCAGCAUUUAAAUGUAAUAUUUUUGGUUCCAGUGCACGUUAGUGGUCCUAAGAUCAAGGGUUUCUUCAUCCAAGCCAUUGACGACGACUACAAACCCAUCGGAUCGUUCAUUAAGAACGACUACUCGAAGCUCCACGACGAGUGUUCAGCCAUCACGCACUCUCACCCUGGACCCAAAAAAGACGUUUCCUUCAUCUGGAAGGCUCCCCAACAUGGACACGGAGGCAAUGUUUACUUCAGAGCAACCAUCCUGGAGGAAUACGACAAGUAUUGGUCGAAAGUUUUCGCCAAGGUCCUUCGACCUCCUCACUUUUAAUUCAUUCACCAACAUUUCCUCUAUGUUACGUAACAAGUUUCUAUGAGAAAAGUAAUAACUAAUUAACACUAGAUGAAUUCUAUACAACGGCUUGAAUAUAUUGAAAAAAAACAUUUAUAUUUUUAAUCUGAAAAAUGUGCAUAAUAUUCUUUACGAAAAUCUAAAUUAUAAUAUUGUUUAUAAAUGUUGUGGCAAUUUGAAUAAUAAUUAAUUAUUGAUAAUAUUGACUAGUAGUAUCCAUGGACCGGAAAGAAAAUGCAAUUUCUCACUUGUUCACGUUUAGCUAUCCUUGAAGGGAAUGCUGUAUCCUCCAAUGUAUUUGUUAUAUAUUCGAAAAGAUCGAAAAAACUACUUAAAACAAAGACUGGGGGAAUCUCUCAACUUUUCGUCCUUUAGCUUUAGAUAGAGCGAAGCAUUUUACGAAUUUAUAGAUUAAAAUACACAUACUUUUUUACGGCGGGAACAUUCAAAUUUUAUGAAAAUAUUUAAUUACAUAAUAAGCCCUGAUGCGUAGGACAUCAAACCAUACAUUGAUAUUUUAAUAUUAUGUUCUAUAUUGAUUUAAAUUGAGCUACGACUUUUCUUCAGUAUUAUCUCUGUGUGAUAAAUAAAUGAUCAGAAUCCGAAAAAAUUAUAUUUUAUGUAAGUCACAUAUUGCAAAUCGGUGAGAGUGUUAGAAUAAAUUGUGGAAAAAAUGUCCUAAAAAAUUAUCUGCGAUAAUUUAUCAUAGCGUUGUUUUAUUACUGCACCAAUUACUAUUUUUUCGAAUAUAUCUUCUUUUUU
This is a messenger RNA of Hyalella azteca, 1149 nucleotides long. Its product is annotated as ferric-chelate reductase 1. Bases 1 to 366 code for a protein of 121 amino acids. The record is from RefSeq and is a predicted model, not a curated record. Gene Ontology annotation, molecular function: oxidoreductase activity, acting on metal ions. NCBI's taxonomy places the organism in Eukaryota, Metazoa, Arthropoda, Malacostraca, Amphipoda, Hyalellidae. The transcript is spliced from 3 exons.